UUGAUGUCGACUACGACAAUGGAACAGUCAAUGUGCCUUCUAGCAGCAAACACAGUAAGGAAGAAGUGAGAGAACUUAAGCUGACGAUAUUACAGCUUAAAGCAAAGCUGGAUUUUAAGGAGAAAGUCAUUUCGAUUCAGAAAAGAUCGCUUCGCGUCAAGGAAAACCAAGUAUUGUUGCUGCGAAGCAAACUGAAAUUGAGGAAAACAAAUAAGUCGAACAUAAUGCAGAGCAUACGGAAAGUUUUCCACGAAGACAGUGAUAAAGAAAAGGUCUUGUUCUUCGAUAUGCAAUUAAAAAAUGCUGGCAAACGUUAAAAUGCUCGACGAUACAGUGCAGAUGAGAAGAGCCUGUGUCUAGCUAUUUACAAACAAAGUCCAAAAACAUAUCGCAACACACUUGCACGAUAUUUCCAUUUACCGAGCAAACGUACACUCGGUAGACACAGUGCCAAAAUGAUGUUCGAAUCUGGUAUCAACGGUAAAUACUUCAAAUAUCUUGGACAUGCCGUACAAAGCAUGAAUGAAAUCGACAAGAACUGUAUUCUUGUGUGGGAUGAGAUGGCCCUUACUCCUCAUAUUGACUACAGUCCGAACAGAGAUGUCAUCGACGGUUUCGUGGAAAUGAUAUUAAUGAGAAGGCCCAGUUUUGCUACGCACGCCCUGGUUUUCAUGGCAAGAGGAAUUAAUCGACAGUACAAACAGCCGUUAUCGUACUUUUACACGGACGGCCUUAAACAUUUUGAACUGGUUGAAAUGGUGAAGCUUGUUGGCGUUGCGGUUCUUGAUGCAGGUUUAAAGAUCUUGGCCUCAGUGUGUGACCAGUGUCAAACAAACGUGUCUACGAUUAAUGCAUUGAUGAGAUCAAACCCCGAAACAGCGACCAAUGGUGGAGUUAAUCGCGGCCAAUUGUUAUCGUACAAAUUAAGAGAUACCACCGUAAUCCAUGUUUUUGAUGUGCCUCAUCUACUUAAAGGCACGCGAAAUAAUUUGCAAACGAAGGUGCUUAAACAUUUUGUUUCCAAACGAUGGAGUAGCACCGAACGAAAUUCAACAAACAGUGUAAAGAAAUCGCUAGAACUGACAGCUACAUGGAAAGAUAUUUCGGAAACUUAUGAUUGCAGUUUGAAAGGAAGCGGACAGCUUUUGAAAAAGAUCACCCCGGAACACAUUGAGCCCCAUAAAUUGAAGAUGAAAGUUUCCACGGCUGCGCAAGUUUUCAGUGCAACCUACGGAAAGGUCAUGAUGGACUUCUCUGAAAGCGUAUAUUUAAAACGAGACCUCACUGGCACAGCUAAUGCUUUGUUCUUCUUUAAUGACCUCUUUGAUAGCUUAAACGGAUCAAGUUUAACAGUCAAUCAAUUAAAGUCCCCCGUCACUAAAAAUUCUCAUCACUUCCAAUUUUGGGAUUACGCUCUGAACAUGCUUUCAAAAAUGAGAUUUAUUGAUCCAGCAACAGGCGAAGCCAGCAACAGAACAAAAAAUUUGCAAAACUGGGAAUCCACUAUUCGCGGAUAUUAUGAGCUAUCAAAAAAGUGUUUGGAUUUAGGUAUUAUGGAGAUCGCGUUGAGGUACUGUGUUUAGGCUUUAUUUUCGGGUUGUUCUGAAUGUAAUUACUUACUUAUAUAGCUAUUAUGGGACCAAGUCACAAUGACUUUUAUGUUAUUACUUAGAAGGAAUUAUUGUUAAGAAAAAAAAAUAAAAUAAAAAAAUUUUGGGACUGAGUAGUCCUCAAUG
Messenger RNA from Bradysia coprophila, 1736 nucleotides. RefSeq lists its product as uncharacterized. Lineage: Eukaryota; Metazoa; Arthropoda; Insecta; Diptera; Sciaridae. The record is from RefSeq and is a predicted model, not a curated record.